UACAAAGCCCCAGAGACGAGCAUUUAGUACCACUAGUGACUAAAUAAGUCUCUCUCUUCCUCUCCAAUUAUUUAACUUGACAAACAUCAGUCCCUUUUUAGCCAUUGCCCUGAUGCACAUCCCCUCUUUAAAAUGGUGCUCUCUCCAACACCUCGACCCUAGCUCAAAGAUAUGCAAUGACCCAAUGCUCCAAUAUCUUCGUUUUCUUCUUCUCUUUCUCUUGUAGGCUGUGGUUUCUGCAUGGAUCUGGGCAUGGUGGGCUUGGAUGGCCUAGUGGGUUCUGAUACUUGCCUUGCUUCUCUUGCUAGUUCCUCCUCCUCUUCAGAUCCUGAGACCAAGCAAAAAUGGUACGGAUCUGGAGGCUGCACCCGCAAGCAAGAAAGGCCUGGAGCUUCUUCGGAAGAUGAAUGGAGAAGCCUCAAAGUUGCCAAAACAGACGACGUCUCAGCUUCCAAGUCAAUGCUGUUUCAGCAGAGAGCCGGCGGCCCUUUGUUGAGAUCUAAUAGUACUCUUCUCUCUGAUGGUCAGCAGAUGCUCAGCUUCUCUUCCCCCACCCCUCAAACUGCUCCGUUGCCUUACUAUGCCAGAAAUUCAGGAUAUGGCUCUGGUGGAGGGUUGAAUCCUGCAGCAAGCAUGCAUGGCAUCUUUACUGGGGUCAGAGGCCCAUUUACUCCUUCUCAGUGGAUGGAGUUGGAACAUCAGGCUUUGAUCUACAAAUACAUCAUCUCUAAUGUCCCUGUUCCUUCCAAUCUCCUCAUCCCCAUCAGAAAAGCCCUUGAUUCUGCUGGCUUCUCUACCUUUUCAGCUGCCUCUCUUGCACCCAGUACCUAUGGAUGGGGUGCUUUCCGGCUGGGAUUCUCCAGCACGGCUGACCCAGAGCCGGGGAGGUGCCGUCGGACAGAUGGCAAGAAGUGGCGGUGCUCUCGAGAUGCCAUUCCUGACCAGAAGUACUGUGAGCGGCACAUGAACCGGGGCCGCCAUCGUUCAAGAAAGCCUGUGGAAGGCCAAAAUGGCCAUUCCGUCUCUGGACCCACCUCAACCACCUCCGCCAAGCUCCUGCCCACCAGUUCCUCCGCCUCAGCCUCGGCUGCGCCUGGUGGUAGCAUGUCUGGCAGCUUCACCCUCUCCGACCAUAGCCAGCUCAAGAAUCUCCAGCCUGGUUGCCCAUUUCCCACCCAGAUCAGCAGGACUGCUCUGAACAAGGACACAGUGGGGGAGAGGAUUCAGGAUUCAACGGACCCGUCCAUCUUAUCUCCCACCAUUGGUCUGAAAGAAAACCAGUUCUCAUUCUCAAAGCAGAACCCAUUCGAAGAAUCCUCAAGAGCCGAAUUUGGGCGUGUUUGCUCGGAUUCCCUGCUAAACCCUUUUCAGAAAAGCUCCUCCCUGGUCAGCUGCAGCUCCUCUCAGGACCUAAACGACCGGGAAAACGAGUCCCAAGUUCGGCAAUUCAUCUAUGAUUGGCCCAAGAGCCAAACUGUUAUCAACUCUGCCAUUUCAUGGCCCGGCAUUGAUCUGCAGACAGAUAGGACUCAGCUGUCUAUCUCAAUCCCGGUGUCGGCCUCAGAUUUCAUGUCAUCCACUUCAUCUCCGGACAAUGUGAAGCUCGCGCUUUCGCCACUGAGAUUGUCACGAGAGCUCGAGAUGGGGCUGGGUGUAGGCAGCGAAACUGGGCAGAGCCAGGCGAAUUUGAAUCCCAUUUCUUGGGAGACUUCCAUGGGCGGGCCCCUUGGCGAGGUGUUGAAUAGCGCUAACAGUGGGGCCUGCGACGGUAAGAGCACGUCGGCACUGAACCUGAUGACAGAGGCGGCAUCGCCGACUGGGGUCCUGCAGAAGAUAAUGUUUGGGUCGGUUUCGAACAGCAGCGCGGGGAGCAGCCCGACCCCGGAGAGCCACAAGAGGCAUGAAGGGGCGGCCAGCAGCAGCCUCUGCAAUGACCUCCUCGGCUCGACUACUCUUGUGAGUUCGUCCUCCUUGCCUGCGUUGUAGGAAAAGUAAGGAAGCCAUCCAUGGAAGAAGCUCUCUGACUCUUUUGAGUGUUUUAUUCAUGUGGGUGAAUGGAGACUGCAAUAAUAAUGUUGCUAGCUUGUUCUUCUAGAGUUUGAAUUUGUAAUUUCUUGAAUUCUGCUACUGUUUUUAUCUUCUGUGGCAAACUUGACUCAUCCUUGUAGGCCAUUUUAGCUCUGAAUCUUUAAUCAGUUUUGGUUUUCCCUAA
Molecule: messenger RNA, 2212 nt
Organism: Diospyros lotus (date-plum)
Lineage: Eukaryota; Viridiplantae; Streptophyta; Magnoliopsida; Ericales; Ebenaceae
Product: growth-regulating factor 1-like
Exons: 4
Coding region: 241-1986 (581 amino acids)
Biological process (GO): DNA-templated transcription; developmental process; regulation of DNA-templated transcription
Cellular component (GO): nucleus
Molecular function (GO): ATP binding
Source: RefSeq, a predicted model, not a curated record